Postia placenta MAD-698-R-SB12 is the source of this 288-nucleotide messenger RNA. RefSeq lists its product as hypothetical. The transcript has a single exon. The record is from RefSeq and is a predicted model, not a curated record. NCBI's taxonomy places the organism in Eukaryota, Fungi, Basidiomycota, Agaricomycetes, Polyporales, Adustoporiaceae. The annotation marks the transcript as partial.
GAUUUCAUGCCGCAGCUUAAAGAUCACCUCUCUCGCCUGCUAGACCUUCCUUAUGAUGGCGAGGAGCAUACAUUCUCCGAUGCAGAGAGCAAUACUGUCACCAUUAUUGGCGGGAAGAUAUACAAGCAUAAGCAUUUUCGCAUUAACUAUACGACCUAUGACUUGCGUCGCAGCCAGGACUGUGUCAAUCCGCGCAGUGAGGCUCCCGACAUCAUGGUCCUCGCUCAUGAAGACAGCGAUCACCCCUAUUGGUACGCCCGUGUUCUUGGGGUCUUCCAUGCGAACAUC